AUGGCUGAGAAAAGUGAUGUUGAAAACUGGCUGAGCUCACUAAGUUAUCAGGAACUACGUAAAUUAGCUGGCGAAUAUGGUUUCAAAAAGAAUCAGAAGCUUUCAAGUGGAUCUCCCAAACAAACUAGGAAGCGAAUUCAUAGCAGUGAUGUUGGUGCUAGUGACGGUAAUUCACAGUCUCUUAAAGAAUCAAGCUGGAUUUCUGAAGAGGGUGGAAAAAAUCACGAGUCUUUCAAGGACGCUGAAAUCACUGACGAUGGUAGCUUUAUGGCUAGAUCUUUGUCUGGAGAUGACGGCUAGUGUGUGGCCAUAGACUUAGAAGCUGACUUUAGUGAUGCUGUAGGAGUCGAAAAUAGUGGUUCUUGCACUUUGAAGGUAAAACCGUUGGAUGCCGAAGCUUCAGGUGCGUCUUUGCCGCCUACAGACCUUCCCACAGAUAAAGUUCAGGUGAUUAACGAAGUUGCUCGGCCAAAAACCAUAACGGACCAGUUUGCUGCGAAGCAUCAAAAGCUGUACCAGAAAUGUACGAAUAUUGAAGAAGAUGCCAAACGUAUUCUGGAACUUCAUGACAAACAUGAAAAAGAAGUCCCAUUUCUUUUCAAGCGCUUAGCGACUCCUAAGUCUCUGAGAAAGGGAAGAUCUGCGCUUCCGAUUCCAGUCAGGAAUACUGCCAUUCAGUCGGAUGUUAAAGGGUAUGAUUUUUCCAACGCGAUCGGAAAUGCGUCAAAAAAGUCCUUCAACUUUGGGGCAUUGAAUCCUGGAAGAACUGAGGAUCUACAUAAAGCUUUUCACAGCAGCAAGUCACCUGCACGUCUUAUCUUGCACUCACUUAAUGAAGAUGCACAGUCUGCGGUGAAAGAGGGAAACGAUAAUUGCAACGUUAGUGAAGAACCUCAACAAACUAUGAAGUUAUGUCCGAGGUAUCAGAAAUGUUGUACGCCAGAAAGACGGACAUUAUUAGAGAGCGAACGACAUAAAAGAGUUAUGCCAUUCGUUGACACUAUGACCAUGAGUGAUACGCAGUUUGAAAUGGCGAAGAAGGAGGGAAAAAUACCUACUUUUAUGGGAAGGAACAGGUUGGAGAAUGCAGCCACAAAGUGGCGUUCUCUUUUAUCAAAAAUCGUUUUAUUAUGCUAA
Enterobius vermicularis (human pinworm) is the source of this 1137-nucleotide messenger RNA. Lineage: Eukaryota; Metazoa; Nematoda; Chromadorea; Rhabditida; Oxyuridae. The record is from the annotation of a GenBank genome assembly.